UCCAACCCUAACACUGACCCUAACUCCAACCCUAACACUGACCCUAACUCCAACCCUAACACUGACCCUAACACCAACCCUAACACUGACCCUGACUCCAACCCUAACACUGACCCUAACUCCAACCCUAACACCGACCCUAACUCCAACCCUAACACAGACCCUAACUCCAACCCCAACACUCACCCUAACUUCAACCCUAGCACUAAACCUGACUCCAACCCUAACACUGACCCUAACUCCAACCCUAGCACUGACCCUAACUCCAACCCUAACACUGACCCUAACUCCAACCCUAACACUGACCCUAAUUCCAACCCUAACACUCAGCCUAACUCCAACCCUAACACUCAGCCUAACUCCAACCCUAACACUCAGCCUAACUCCAACCCUAACACUCAGCCUAACUCCAACCCUAACACCGACCCUAACUCCAACCCCAUCACUGACCCUAACUCCAACCCUAACACUCAGCCUAACUCCAACCCUAACACUGACCCUAACUCCAACCCUAACACUGACCCUAACUCCAACCCUAACAUUGACCCUAACUCCAACCCUAACACUGACACUAACUCCAACCCUAACACUCAGCCUAACUCCAACCCUAACACUGACCCUAACUCCAACCCUAACACUGACCCUAACUCCAACCCUAACAUUGACCCUAACUUCAACCCUAACACUCAGCCUAACUCCAACCCUAACACUCAGCCUAACUCCAACCCUAACACUGACCCUAACUCCAACCCUAACACUGACCCUAACUCCAACCCUAACACUGACCCUAACUCCAACCCUAACACUGACCCUAACUCCAACCCUAACACUGACACUAACUCCAACCCUCACACUGACCCUAACCUCAACCUUAACACUGACCCUAACCCCAACCCUAACACUGACCCUGACUCCAACCCUAACACUGACCCUAACUCCAACCCUAACACCGACCCUAACUCCAACCCUAACACUGACCCUAACUUCAACCCUAACACUCAGCCUAACUCCAACCCUAACACUCAGCCUAACUCCAACCCUAACACUGACCCUAACUCCAACCCUAACACUGACCCUAACUCCAACCCUAACACUAACCUUACUCCAACUAACCACCCCAACAAUAACCCUAGACGUAACCCUAAGCUUCCCCAGUGA
Messenger RNA from Oncorhynchus masou masou (cherry salmon), 1158 nucleotides. RefSeq names its product circumsporozoite protein-like. The annotation marks the transcript as partial. The transcript has a single exon. The record is from RefSeq and is a predicted model, not a curated record. Lineage: Eukaryota; Metazoa; Chordata; Actinopteri; Salmoniformes; Salmonidae.